Messenger RNA from Zingiber officinale, 1720 nucleotides. RefSeq names its product serine/threonine-protein phosphatase 4 regulatory subunit 3B-like. The record is from RefSeq and is a predicted model, not a curated record. Gene Ontology annotation, molecular function: protein phosphatase activator activity. Gene Ontology annotation, biological process: protein dephosphorylation. The transcript has 9 exons. Gene Ontology annotation, cellular component: protein phosphatase 4 complex; nucleoplasm. Bases 42 to 1283 code for a protein of 413 amino acids. Lineage: Eukaryota; Viridiplantae; Streptophyta; Magnoliopsida; Zingiberales; Zingiberaceae.
GUCAAUUGGUUAAAGGCAUAAUUACAGACUUUGGAGAGGAGAUGCAUUGCCAGUUUCUUGAAAUUAUUCGAAUAUUGAUUGACUCAUAUGGUGGUACCUCAGGUUCACAGAGAGAUGCAAUUGUAGACAUCUUCUACGAAAAGCAUUUGCCUCUGUUAUUGGAUGUCAUAGCAUCAUCUUGUCCUCCACAAAACAGUUCCUGUUCAAUCACCAACCGACCUGGAUCUAUUACGGCAACUAAGCCAGAAAUUUUAGCUAACAUUUGUGAGCUUCUAUGCUUCUGUGUGAUUCAUCAUCCUUGUAGAAUAAGGGGUGGUUUUCUUGUGAAUAAUGCCAUAGAGAAAGUCUUGUGUCUUACACGCAGAAGGGAGAAGUUUCUGGUUGUGUCUGCUGUUCGCUUCAUGCGUACUAUUGUUUCCUGUAAUGAUGAGCAUCUUCUUCGCCAUAUUGCAAGAAAUAAUAUUUUGAGACCAGUGAUUGAGGCAUUUAUCGAGAAUGGUGAUCGCUACAAUAUGCUACAUUCUGGUGUACUGGAACUUCUUGAGUAUAUCCGAAGGGAGAAUGUAAAGGUUCUUGUCUUGCACAUAGUUGAUUCUUUUUGGGAUAAGCUGAUGAAAUUUCGACACCUGGGGACUAUUCAAUCCCUAAAGAUCAAACAAGAGCAGCUGCUGGAGAAUCCGGAGACUAAGAAUGCUGCUACCAGCAUUGAACCUAGAAGUCAGACUGAGCAACGAGCUCUUGAAAAGGAGGAGGAAGAUUACUUCAAUGAGGACAGCGAUGAAGAGGACUCAGCUGCUGGUUUUUCUCAAUCAAGAAACCAGCAUGCACGAGCAAAGAUGCCAAAUGGAAUCAAGGAUCACUCAUCUUUCAGGCCUGGAUCUGUUGGACUUGUUGACUAUGAUGAUGAUGAUGAGGACUAUAAUCCACCACCAAAAAAAUCUGAUACUUCUACGGAGGAUGAUGUGACAUUUUCGAAGAUCAAGCGUAGGUCUGCCAACCUGCACGAGAACAAAGACAGGAAGUCCGAGCCAACAAAGAAACAGAAGCUGGAUAUACGAGUAAAUGAUGGUAAGGCUGCUGUUUCUUCUGCAAGUGCAUCCUGCAGUGAUAACAAUGCGCAGAGUGGUUCAAAUGAAGUGGACAAACUAGCUGUAAAAGUCUCUUCAAAAUCUGUAGUUAUUAAUCAUCUGGCUGAAGCUCCUGAAACUAGACAAUCUAGCGGAGAGGAUUCUCCAUCAAUACCACCCAAUAGUUCCUUGUCAAAGGGUGUUCCUAAUGGCUAGAAUAUCUAUUGUUACAGUCGUUGUUGAGUAGAUGAAGUCAUAGUUUUGACAUAAUUAUCUAGCAGAUGACAUUUUUCGCCACAGGAAGAGUCAAGAAAUUGCAACAUACCUCUACUUUCCAGACGGAUAAGCAGUCAGCUUUAAUUAAUGCUCGAACCCAGGAUUGAAGAGGUGAAGCGAUUUGGCUUUCUGUAUGUUUCAAGUAGAGCAUCAGGUUCUAUUUUAUACAUGGGAAACAACGUGCUAUUAGUGUGCUGCAGCAUGUACUUUUGUUCGGUUGUAGAACAGUGGAAUUUUUACGCAAAUUGUGUGAACCAUGCAGCAAAAUACUACUGUUGAGACCGUUCUACCCAUUAAGUUUUUAACAUGUGCGCAGCUGCCUCACUUUGAAUAUUGGCUACUCCUUGGCAUCUCAAUUGUGAAAAAAUGUUGAUUUA